AUGGCACGAGAGAGAGUGGAGCUGACAGAUAAUUUUGGCAAAAGCCCAGGAAACGGUUCUGCAGACUUGAUCAAAAGAAGGUUCGCCAAUCCAAUGGAGGGAGAAGCUGGUGUGGAUAAGGUUUUAGUACAAGAAAAAAACAGCUCUCCUCCACCUAGAGGGUUACCGAUUAACUGGAAUCUUAUAACUGGUCCGGUCCGUGAGCCCAUCUUCUCCACUUCUCCGUCUAUCUUGCCACAGGAUUCAGCUGUGCAUUCGCUGCAAACCAAACUGAAGACUUUUGGCCAGCGCAGGCAAAGAGGCAGGGAGAAGGACAAAGAGAGAUCAAAUUUGGUCUCUCAUGAAGGAGGUUUGUGUGGCAUUGCACCAGAAAUCUAUCUAAGACCAAAGGAGAAAGGAAAGAGUCUGGCACCUGUAACUAUUCCACCUUGUCGCUCUAGAACUGCCAGGAAUUUGAGUACAAGUGAUGAGGAUCAGGAGGUUGAGGUUGAGGUUAAGUUGGAGAUCCAUAGUCCACCUGCUGAAACACAGAUGCUGUCUCAGGGAGCACAAGAGGCAUCAUCAGAAACAGGACAGAAUAUCACACAAUGUAAAAGUUUGGAAAGUCUUUUGUCCGACAACAUAAAUCAUGAAAAGCCAAAAGAACCUCUACAAGCUGCACCUUCUGUUGCAACAUCUUCAAGUACUAAUGUGUCUUCAACCUUUACUACAUCCACAAGACACUGGGCACCGCCUAAAGGUUUUUGGAGGAUAGCACGUCCAGAAACACUACUUUUAAGUGGUGUCACACCGUCAACUUUACCCAUAAUGGAUUACACUAAGAUUGAUGAAAAAUGCAAGGAACCUGCCAAAACAGACAGCAAAUGUGAGAAUGUGGGAGUUGCAGUAGAUGAUGCGGAUGCCCCGGGUGGGAUUAAACACUCAGAUAGUAUGGAGUGCUACCUGGAGAAGUGUGAGCAGAAGGAGAUGGAGGCCAAAGGACUGUGUAACGCCAAUAAUGUGAACACAACCUCGCAAAGUCCUCCAUCUGAUGAUACACUUACAGCCAAACAAAAAGCCUAUGCAAAGUUAAGAGAAAGACAACAGAGUCGCAGAGUAACAAAGGAGCCGGGAGGCGAAAGUGCAGACCAAACAGACGACACAGAUGUCUCAGGUCUUUCAAACUGCAUAGACUCAGCCAUUCUUCCUCAGGAACUUGAACCAUAUUUGAGGUCACUUCUUGUAAUAUCUGAUGAACUUCCUCUUAGUCCAAGACAUGAACAAGCUAAACGCCUUUUGGAGAGAGCAAGGCUGAAAGCACGGUCCAAUCACAUGAAAGGUGAUGGAGUCAGCAGACGAGUUGAACCUGAUCAGAGUGACGUCAUUAAGAAACAACAAUUUGACUCUGACAGUCCGACACGGGUGCAGAAAGCAGUCCAGACCAAAGAGGAACUCUCUCCUCCAAGUGUCUAUGUCCCGCUCCUUCUCCCAGAGCACAGAGACACAUCUCCCUCAGAGCAGACAGGUCGGACCAGGCGUUAUGGAUGCUCCCCAACCAGAGUGCGCUUCGAGGAUGAAUCUGAGAAAGAAGCACAGUCUCGAUAUUUGGACCGAGUGAGACAACGUGGCAGAUCCAAGAGCAGAGAAAACAACCAGGAUGCUAGCAGCGGUAAGAACCAAAGAAGCGUGUCCGUGCCUCCUGCUCUUGUCAGUGUUGAAACUCAAACUGUGGUGAGGGAAAUCAUUGUGGUGGUGAAAAAGUGUGAAGCGUGUGGGUCCAUCGCCAGAGAAACGCAGGCUGUUACUUCUCCAUCUGAACCACAAAAUACUGACCUUCAACAAUUAACUUCCUCUGAAGAUCCAAGAACUAAGCAGGCUUCAAAACCAGUUAACACACGCCCAAAAGCUCCACUCACAGUCACUUUUGCUGGAGCCUACGUUCUGGGAGAAGACAAGGAAGUCAGCUCAGGAUGGAAGUCUUCAGGAUUUGGAAAACUCAGGAGGAGGAGCAGGAAAGGGGAGAGCAGAAUAGAGUCCGGUCAUGGUCCUUAUGGUCCAUCCUGGGCUCAGAGACGUAACUCAAAUCCAAGAAAUAGGGUCAACAUGCCCAGGGGGGUGACUUUUGCCCCCGGAAGCCCCAUUGCACUAGAACCACGUUUGCUAGAAGCAUCUGGUGGGACAAAGGAAUUAACAGGUCCACCACUGCCAAUCAAAUCAGCACUUAAAUCAAGCUCAAGGAAUCGUGUUAGUCCAAACCAGAGCGUGGUACAGUUUCAAGCUGGGUCCAGUGCAGGUGUGGAGGGGGACAUAGAGCACGACCAAUCAGAAGUGAGAAGAGAGUCUAGUCCAGUGUCUUUAAACCAAUCAGCUGCCAGUACCAACAGCCCUGUCUCCUGCAUCCGACCAUCCACUCUGAGGUAUUCUCCAGCCCGAAUGACCUCCGACCUGCCAGAUGCUGACCUCUGGGACUCUGCUCCAGAUGGGCCGGGUUUGUGUGUGGAGGGGAGUGGGGGUGUAGAGGGUCGCCCCAUCCUGCGGAACAUGGCCCUGUCCCGCUCAGACGACCUGAGGGCAGAUCUGUUGAGGGCAGAACAUCUGAAAGCAGAGGCCAUGUGGGAGGACAGCCCGGAUGGCUCGAGAAAGUUGGAUGGGCGUCCAAAACUGUUCCUGCGUCGUUUCUUUUCCUCCAUUGGUUUGAACAGUGUGGGCAGACUGGUGAAGGGGUCUCGCUCCAGCAGCAUGGAGCAGCUGAGCCUUCCUCCUGCCCCCCGGGCCAGCUCUGCCUCCCCCAGCCCCACGCGGAGACCCCAACCCACCAUCCGCAUCCAGAGGACCCCCUCCCUGCAAACCCUGCACACAGUGUUCCCAUUGGCCCAGCUGCGCAAAGCCUCCUCUGUACAGAGCUUGGAGAGAAGGACAGAGCGCUCCACCAUUCUGGGGGAGGUGCAGAUACCGUACGGCCUGGCUCCAAGUCCUGAAAGCCCUCAGCUGGCACUCCACCGGGCCCUCAGUGUGGAGAAUGUCCUUGUGUCCAGGAUGGGGCGUCCCGUGGGCAGGGUCACCCAGGCCUUCGCUGAUGGGACACUGCUCUUGGAACUCACCAAACCCCCCAAUGGUCCUUUUGGAUUUGUUAUAUCGAGAGGCAAAGGGCGCCCAGAUACAGGUGUGUAUGUGGAGAAGGUGGGUGAUGGCAGCGGUGAGGGCUUGUACGUGGGCCUCCUGGGAGUGGGUGAUGAGAUCCUGCAGGUGAAUGGAGAGGCGGUGGCCGGUCUCGCUCUGGAUCAGGUCACCAGGCUCAUGACCCGGGACAGCACGGCGUCUCUGCGGAUCAUGCCAGCCCGACACAGCCCGCGAUAAAGGGUCUGAGGUACAUAACUCCUCCUGUGGAUGUGACACUGGAAUCGAAGGCUGUUGAGGCUUUGCCAAUGACAGUUAAAUAUCAAAAUGCACAGCAACUCUCAAAAUGUAAG
Molecule: messenger RNA, 3449 nt
Organism: Periophthalmus magnuspinnatus
Lineage: Eukaryota; Metazoa; Chordata; Actinopteri; Gobiiformes; Gobiidae
Exons: 10
Coding region: 1-3336 (1111 amino acids)
Biological process (GO): regulation of cellular localization; establishment or maintenance of cell polarity; centrosome cycle
Cellular component (GO): cell cortex; apical plasma membrane; nucleus
Molecular function (GO): protein kinase C binding
Source: RefSeq, a predicted model, not a curated record